Salvia hispanica is the source of this 999-nucleotide messenger RNA. Lineage: Eukaryota; Viridiplantae; Streptophyta; Magnoliopsida; Lamiales; Lamiaceae. The record is from RefSeq and is a predicted model, not a curated record.
AUGGAAGGAAUAAAUGGAAGCUCUGGUUCACCUGCACCAUUUCUGUUGAAAACAUAUGAAAUGGUGGAUGAUUCUCUGACUAAUGCAGUGGUGUCUUGGAACAAAUUGCAAAUUUCAUGUCAUUGUUUGGUGUUUAAACUUGGCAAUGAAUCGAUAUGUUGGCUGAAGCAAGAAAGAGUCUCCCUCGAGACAGAGGUGGAGAGGUACAGACAGGAAAAUCGAGGCUACGAGCACGAGCUGAGAUCACUGGGGCAGACAUUGCACACCAUUGACCAAAGGCAGCGGCAGCUGUUGGAUAACUUGGCUCAUCUCCUGCAGAGCCCGAGUUUGAUAGACCAAUCCGAAUCUCCGAACAAGAAGAGACGGAUGCUUGCUCUGCACUACUUCAAAGACGAAGCCAUGUUGAUCGAAGACAAUCCAAGCCCUUCAUCUCCCCCACUGUUGGACUUGAAGCAAGUCGAGAAGCUCGACUCGUCUCUCACUUUCUGGGAGAAAUUCAUUCACGAGAUCGACCAAAUCCCCUCAGAUUCCCCGUCCUCCUCGCCUAUGGAGUCUGACAUCAAUAACAUUAUCCCGGGAUCGCCUUGCUCUGCAUCCUCGGCCUAUAUCGAAAGCCCUGCAAUAUCAUCCAUCCGAAUCGAUCCUGACUCGAGACCAUCAGGAGUCGACAUCAACAUAAGUCCGGCCAAAACCCCAGAUGCUAGAUCAGCUGAAGCUCGACACGGGAGUCAGUCUGUGCCGGCUAAUGAUGUGUUCUGGCAACAGUUUCUGACGGAGGCUCCCGUGCAGCCGGAUCCUAGUAGAUUCGCGGAGGAACACAAGCCUUGGUGGAUUGUGGAUGGCCUUAACCAACACAUGAUCCAUCUCACUGAAGGUGAGAGGAUCUGAUGGUAUAUAUAUUAGAUGAUUCAUGUUGUUUUCUUGUUCUAGAUUUUACUUGUUUUCCAUUUUUGCUUUGUGUAUCAUUAGACUGCAUAUAUAUAGGGGUUUUGUGAAUGA